Caenorhabditis bovis is the source of this 1641-nucleotide messenger RNA. The record is from the annotation of a GenBank genome assembly. Lineage: Eukaryota; Metazoa; Nematoda; Chromadorea; Rhabditida; Rhabditidae.
AUGGGCAUCGACAUUAAAAAGAAGGUGCUGAAACGCAAAUUGAAGCAGAUGAAGGAGGGCCACGAGAAGAAGAAGAAGGCGGUCGCGAAGGAAGAAGGAGAGGCGCGAGAGGAGCAGGAAAUUGGAGACAAUGACGAUGUUAAACAGGAAGUUGAAUCUUCUGAAGCCAGUGGAACGAAGGUCUCCGAAUUCCUGACAAAAACCACAUUUGCUUCUUUGGAGGGAAAAGUCAACGAUCAUUUGUUGAAGGCGGUUGAUAAGAUGGGAUUUACCACGAUGACCGAGAUUCAAGCCAAAAGCAUUGAUAUUCUUCUUGAGGGCAAAGAUGUUUUGGCUUCUGCUAAAACUGGAUCCGGCAAAACGUUGGCGUUCUUGAUACCUGCCAUCGAAUUGUUGCACAAACUCAACUGGAAACAGCACAACGGAACUGGUGUGAUCAUUGUUUCGCCUACUCGCGAGCUGUCGAUGCAGACAUACGGAGUGCUGUCGGAAUUGCUCGAAGGAUCGAAUUUGACGUUCGGAUUAGUUAUGGGAGGGUCGAAUCGAAGUGCAGAACGGGAUAGAUUGGCGAAGGGAGUCUCGAUUCUUGUUGCCACACCGGGACGUCUUCUCGACCAUCUUCAGAACACAAACGAGUUCCUUGUUAGAAAUCUGAAAUGUUUGGUUAUUGAUGAGGCGGACCGCAUUUUGGAUAUUGGAUUCGAGAUUGAAAUGCAGCAGAUUCUUCGGCAUCUUCCGAAACAGCGACAGAGUAUGUUGUUCUCCGCAACGCACUCGCCGAAGGUCGAUGAGCUUGUCAAAUUGGCAUUCCACUCGGCGCCGAUCAAAGUUUCUGUCAAUGAGAAGGCUGAAGAAGCGACGGUUGAGGGGCUUCAACAGGGAUAUGUCGUGACACCUUCAGAAAAACGACUUCUACUUCUUUUCACGUUUUUGAAGAAGAAUAAAACCAAAAAGGUUAUGGUGUUCUUCUCUUCAUGCAACUCAGUUAAAUUCCACCACGAACUUCUCAAUUAUAUCGAUAUUCCUUGUAUGAGCAUUCACGGAAAACAGAAGCAGCAGAAACGUACGACGACGUUCUUCCAGUUUUGCCAAGCAGAAAGCGGCAUUCUGCUCUGUACAGAUGUGGCUGCCAGAGGAUUGGAUAUCCCCGCUGUCGACUGGAUUGUUCAGUAUGAUCCGCCAGAUGAGCCGAGAGAGUAUAUUCACAGAGUUGGUAGAACCGCCAGAGGAAAAGACGCCAGAGGAAAUGCUUUGUUGAUCCUACGACCAGAAGAACUCGGAUUUUUGCGUUAUCUUCGGGCCGCCAAAGUAACGUUGAACGAGUUUGAAUUCUCUUGGAAUAAGGUCGCCAAUAUUCAAUCGCAACUCGAGAAUCUGAUUAGCAAAAAUUACUACUUGAAUAAGUCGGCAAAGGAGGCAUACAAGUGCUACUUAAGAGCAUACGAUUCGCAUUCUCUUAAGGAUAUUUUUGACGUGACGAAUAUGGAUUUGACGGCUGUUGCAAAAUCAUUCGGAUUCUCCGUGCCGCCAUUCGUUGAUCUACCAAUCAGCCAAAAGCCAAAGGUCGAAGUUCGUUCGAAAUUAUCGGGUGCUGGUUAUCGCAAGAAGAGCAAACCAGCAUUUACAUUCAAGAAGAAGUAG